AUGCUGCUGGCCUUGAGUACAAGCACACUGGGUAACUUUGAUGCUGACACGUUGGACAAGGAUGAAAACCAAGUUAAGACACGGUCUCUAGACGAGGACCAGGAUGAAGACCAUGGCGAGAACCACAGAUUUGAGGGUGGCAUGAUUGAUAAAUUCAAGAAUUGGGCCAGGAAUAAGGCCAAGAAGUUUUUGAUGAAAAUAAUCAAUACGAAGCUCGAAUUGGAUGGAUACAAUCUCAGUGAUGAGCUCAAGGAGAAGUUAAUCGAGGAAAUUUUGACAGCUGUGAGUAGAAGUAACCCUAGAUGCCUUAUAUGUGUGUACUUGGGGAAGGAUGGUAGUGGCUCUCUGAAGCACCACAACAUAUUCAACAAUGAUUUUUGUCCUGAAGCCAAAGAGAUAAGAUUGUUAUGGCAGAAAGGAGUCUGGGUUGUAUCCAAAGUUAGUUAUACUCAGAACAGACCCGCUGAAAUUAAUUGUCAUUAAUUAUUUUGCACCAGUGAUUCCAGUGGGUCUACUCUGAAGAAAACUAUAUAUAAACGCAUGUGCGCACACGUGCACACACACAUAUAAGUACACAUAGAAGUGACCUAGGUUUUGCAAAAGAGAGAGGAGGGGAGAGAGGAGGGGCAGAAGGCAAGGGAGGCCAACAGUAGAGGGAAACAAUGGCAGGCAGAGCCCAUCCUGCACCCUGCUGAGCAUGGGAAAAUGAUGUUGCAGCCAAAUAUAAAAUUUCAUUUUUCCUAGAUGACUAAGGGUUAGUAAAAAAUUCCUAGAGAGAACUCUCUGAGGUCAUUUCACUCUGUUUGCUUUGGAGGGGAUUUCUUGCAAAGCAGAUUAUCCUAUGUACUUUCUUCCUGCCUGAGCACCUUCCUGACGAGCAGAUAGGAUGCAUAUCUUUUGCUCUCCUGAGCAAGAAGGUCUAUUUUGAUCUUCAACAAUGUGUUUUGCAAUUUAGUAACUAGUUUUUGCCUGUCUUGAUUUACACUAUUGUUUCUGCUGAACCUUGCACAAGGCUAUGUAAGUAAACAUUUUUUUAUAUGCUUACAGUUCAGUCAGCUGUGUCUGAACUUUCUGUCUAGAGGGAUUACAAAGCAGUGAAAUCCACAAAUGAUCCAGUCUGCUAACACAUCCUCAAUAAUUAUAGAAAGCUACGUCGCUUUCGUCCCAGAAAUGUCCAUUCUGUGCUGCAAAGGAUGGUGACUUUUAACUCUGUUGAAUCUAUAUAAGAAUUGUCACACACAUGAGCCAAAGGAAGGAAAAUCACUAAAUAAUACAUCCUCCCCGACACUCCAAAUCCAUCUAACACUAAGUUCUAUGGGGACAAAAUCUCAGUGGGAGAAGGCUUAAAGACUGUGCCACAACUCCUUGGGUUGUGUAUGUGGCUGGUGCUCAUUGUGACUAAUGGAGCAGAAGGCAGGAAGGCCAACAGAAAGUGGAGCCAGAGCCAAUACAUGCAGAGCCCACCCUACCCCCUGCAAAAUCUUGGUAGGUAGGGGGGUUGUAGUUAAGAAGCUGGCAGAUGGGGAUGGCUGAUGGUAGACAAAGGUUAUGGGGAAAUGCUUUGUGCUGCUGCAUUAGCCUCUCCUGAUUUGCUUACAGCAUUGGAUACAGCCCCUUGAGAACUAUUCUUGACCUAAAAAACUGACCUUCCCAAUGCAAUUUUAAAGGGCUUCAGGGGAUGGGAUCUCUAGCAGGCAAGUCAAUGUCAGAAGGAUUCAAAAGCCACUGUUGUAGUUGUUAGGCCUUCAUCUCCCUUCUUUCUACAAACAGUUGAAGGAUAUCUGGAAGAAUCCUAACAAGCGUAUUGCAGAGAACGUUGCUGAAAUCUACCGGAAGUAUGUGAGUGGUAUGGUCACUACUGGUCCAGCAGCAGAAAAGCCUGUGGAAUCAGGCAAUCCUUAG
Molecule: messenger RNA, 1902 nt
Organism: Podarcis lilfordi (Lilford's wall lizard)
Lineage: Eukaryota; Metazoa; Chordata; Lepidosauria; Squamata; Lacertidae
Source: the annotation of a GenBank genome assembly